Colletotrichum phormii is the source of this 773-nucleotide messenger RNA. RefSeq names its product sybindin-like family protein. The coding region runs from base 168 to 659 and encodes 163 amino acids. Gene Ontology annotation, cellular component: TRAPP complex. Gene Ontology annotation, biological process: endoplasmic reticulum to Golgi vesicle-mediated transport. Lineage: Eukaryota; Fungi; Ascomycota; Sordariomycetes; Glomerellales; Glomerellaceae. The record is from RefSeq and is a predicted model, not a curated record. The transcript has 3 exons.
CUCCCUCACCCACAUCUCCUAAGCUAACCUGAGGCCAGAUGGGGAUAUCGAGAGCGACUAUAUGAGUGCAUGCUUCAGAUAUCGCAUCGAUGAGAACACUCUCAAAUCAUUACCAUAUUUCCCUUCCAAAGAGUCAUCAGCUGUGAGCUGGUUCGACUACUGAAACUAUGACCGUAUUCUCGCUCAUCGUGAUCAACAAGGCCGGAGGCUUGAUCUACAACCGCACAUUUCACGAGGGCGGCCUCAACCAGCUAACGACGAAUGACUAUCUCGUCUUGGCAGGAACAUUCCAUGGCGUCCAUGCCAUCACCGCCCGUCUCAACCCUCUGAUGAGCCGGCAAGAUGCCGCGGCCGCAGCAACAGCAGCCAGCGUGACCGCGGCAGGCGGGAUACCAGCACGGCCUGAGCCGCCAACGGGACUAGAGGUUAUGGAGACGGAGAACUUCAGGCUGCAGUGCUUCACCACCAUGACGGGCACAAAGUUCCUACUCUUCACCGAUACAACUCAGACCAACAUCGACGUAACGCUUCGGAGGAUAUACGACCUGUACAGCGAUUAUGUCAUGAAGAACCCGUUUUAUCAGCUCGAAAUGCCGAUCCGCUGCGAAAUGUUUGAACGGAAAUUAUUAUCAUACAUCCGGGAGAUCAACAAUCGAUAGGUUCAGAGCAACGUCGCCACGGAUGAUAGACACAGCGAUGGAGAGGAUGAUUCACGGGAGUCUGAUUUCGUUUGGGUUGGGUAACGCUCAUUGCGAGACGGCGUUUGCAGGAGU